GUCAUGUAGUGUAUGUGGACACCUGCUCGUCGAAAAUAUCAUUCCAAAAUCAUCAGCAUUAAUAUGGAGUUUCUCCCUCCUUUACUGCUAUAACAGCCUCCACUUUUCUGGGAGGGCUUUCCACUAGAUGUUGGAACAUUGCUGCAGGGACUUGCUUCCAUUCAACCACAAGAGCAUGCUGACACAGGAAAUGGCCACAAAGUUGGAAGCACAAUUGUCUGGAAUGUCAUUGCAUGCUGUAGCAUUAAGAUUUCCCUUCACUGGAACUAGGGGUCUAGCCUGAACCAUGAAAAACAGCCCCAGAUCAUUCUUCCUCCACCAAACUUUACAGUUGGCACUAUGCAUAGGGGCAGGUAGCGUUCUCCCGGCAUCUGCCAAACCCAGAUUUGUCUGUUGGACUGCCAGAUGGUGGAGAGCGUUUCAUCACUCCAGAGAACGCGCUUCCACUGCUGCAGAGUCCAGUGGCGGCGAGCUUUACACCACUCCAGCUUACGUUUGACAUUGCGCAUGGUGAUCUUACGCUUGUGUGGGCUGCUUGGCCAUGGAAACCCAUUUCACGAAGCUCCCGACAAAUAGUUAUUGUGCUGACGUUGCUUCCAGAGGCAGUUUGGAACUUGGUAGUGAGUGUUGCAACCAAGGACUGACGAUUUUACGGACUAUGCACUUCAGCGGUCCCGUUCUGUGAGCUUGUGUGUCCUACCACUUCACAGCUGAGUCGUUGUUUCUCCUAGACGUUUCCACUUCAUAAUAACAGCACUUACAGUUGACCACUGCAGCUCUAGCAGGGCAGACAUUUGAUUUACUGGCUUGUUGGCAAGGUGUCAUCUUAUGACGGUAACACGUUGAAAGUUACUGAGCUCUUCGGUAAGGCAAUUCUACAGACGAUAUUUGUCUAUGGAGAUUGCAUGGAUGUGUGCUCAAUUUUAUACACCUGUCAGCAACGGGUAUGGCUGAAAUAGCCACAUCUACACAUUUUAUGGGUGUCCACAUAUUUUUGUAUAUAUAGUUUACCUAAUUAGAUUUCAAACAUAAGUCUGACUAACUCAAUUUUCCCCGACAAGUACCCCUUGAAAUGUGUCUCUACUUCUGACAAAAUCAUGUUUAUUUGGUGAUGUGCGGCUAACUGGGAAACUCUUCAAGUAGCGCAACGCUCUACUCCAUUAUCUUAUAUACAGGCAGAGUAUCGAUAACUGGUCGCGCGAUUAACAACAAUGAAUCACCAGCAAUCGAUACUUGUAAAAAGGUCAAUUCUGAAAACGCUUACCUGUACCUAUGUUUGUCCUGUACAACUGCGGUCCUUCCGAGGGGUGCUGAAAUUCAUACUUUUAAUAAAAACGUAUCGAAUACAACCACCGACUUUGUCCUUGUUUGUGUUGCUCAACUUGAGACAUAGCGGCCUUGAUACACAACGUAAACGGAGAAUAAAUUGGCACAAACUAAUUUGGGUUGAGCAACGAAAGAAGAACAUUUGUGGUUGUAGUCGAUACAAGUUUUUUUUUUUAAAGUAUGAAUUUCCGCAGUUCUACUGGACAAACGUUGGUACAGGUAAGCGUUUUCAGAAUUAUUGACUGAUGGUGAUUCAAUGUUGUUGCUAGCAAAUCUCGCAACCAGUUAUCAAUACUAAAUUCUGCCUUGAUAUAAGAGAAACUGAGUUCAGCUUUACUCAGCUACUCUUCCAAUUAGCAUAAGGCAUGUACAUUAGCUUUUUUAAUUUGAUCUCACUUGACCGUGAUUGGUGUAUAUGAGCAAAAAAAACUUCCUUUUUUAAAAUGGAAAUUUUGGGUGCAUCUCAAUAAUCUAGAAUAGCUCUCUUUCCUUUAUCUGCACAAAGUAAAUCCACCUAUAUUGUUUUCACCAGCCCAAUAGAGUACCACAGUAUGACUCAUACCCAUAAAACCUAGCAGUCAAAUAAGGAAAUGGAUCUGACAUCCCAAGGGGUUCGUGCUGAUUGUACUGAGAUUGUGACAGCGGUUAAAUGGCGUCCCUUGAGAAAGCAAGAACAAGAUUGUGCCAUAGUGAUGAACCUGAGUGCUGUUGAUCGCUGUGCGUUUGUGAAGACCACCCAGGACUGCAGUAUGGAAGACAGCUUCUUCAACUACCUCAAGAUGACCUUCUGUCUACUACCACCCGACCUCACACCCCUCACCAUCACACUCUGUAUUAUUUGGUUGUUGUUCUUGUUCAUCGUUCUGGGACUGACUGCAUCGAAGUUCUUCUGUCCCAACCUCUCAGCCAUCUCUUCCACCCUUCGACUCACACACAACGUGGCUGGUGUUACGUUCCUGGCACUAGGUAACGGAGCCCCAGAUGUCUUCAGUGCCACAGUGGCCUUCUCCCGUCCACACACUGCUGGCCUGGCUAUAGGAGCACUGUUUGGAGCGGGUAUCUUCGUAACCACUGUGGUUGCCGGGGCUGUGUCAUUGGUCAAACCCUUCACUGUGGCGUCCCGCCCCUUCCUGCGUGAUGUCAUCUUCUACAUGGCUGCUGUCUUCUGGACCGUCGUCAUCCUCUACAGAGGAACUAUAUCACUGGGAGAGACACUGGGGUACCUGGGGCUGUAUGUGGUGUAUGUGAUAACAGUCAUCACGAGUGCCUACAUCUACAGUCAUCAGAAACACUCAGUGACCAGAAGUUCCAUCCAGAGCUCAACACAUGUACCAGAGUUCCAGUCGUCUGAGUCCGAUGAUGAAGCAAUUCUUAUAUCUAAUAGCAGCAUCCAGGAGGACUACGACAGUGAGUACUGUCCCCUGCUGCCCUACUGUGAAUCAACCAGUUCGAUCCUGUUGAGUUCUCUCAACCCGGUGGACAGCAGGAUCUGGAGGAGGAAGUCCUGGCGCUGGAGGGCCAUCAAAAUACUAAAGAUGCCACUGGAGGUGCUGCUGCUGCUGACUGUUCCAGUGGUGGAUCCUGAUAAAGAAGACAGGAACUGGAGAAGACCAUUAAACUGCCUCCACCUCAUCACCGCACCACUGGUGUGUGUGCUCACCUUCCGUUCUGGAGAGUACGGGAUGUAUCGGAUCGAGGAUCAGUUUCCUGUCUGGGCGUUGACGUUGCUUUUUGGCCUCUUCCUCUCCGCCAUAGUCUUCCUCACCACCACCAACAACCACCCCCCGCCAUACCACUCACUGUUCUCUCUGCUGGGCUUUGUGGUGAGUGCGAUAUGGAUCAGUGCUGUGGCCUUGGAGGUGGUCAGUAUCCUGCACAUGCUCGGUGUGGUCUUUAGUCUGUCCAACAAUUUACUGGGUCUCACACUGCUGGCCUGGGGAAACAGCAUAGGGGAUAGUUUUUCUGACGUCACCAUCGCUCGCCAGGGCUACCCUCAGAUGGCAAUAUCAGCCUGCUUUGGGGGAAUCAUCUUUAACAUGCUGAUUGGAGUGGGCAUUGGCUGUCUGAUGCAGAUGUUUAACAACGAGCCAGUGGUGACGUUUCCACAUGAUUGGACUGGUAUUACCCUAUCCCCCCCCACCCCCACCCCCCAGUUUGAACCAGCAGGUUUGUUGACCUGGGUUCUAGCAGGUUCUCUGGGUCUCUCUCUGGUCCUCUCCUUCAUCCUAGUUCCUCUGCGCUGUUUCCACAUGGGCCGGUCCCAUGGAAUCUUCCUCCUGCUCUUCUACACGGUCUUCCUCCUGGUUGCGCUGCUCACUGAAUUUGGCUUUAUCCACACCUGAAGCCAGUAAGGGAUGGUUUGGACCAGUCUGGUGGAGCCACCUGCGAUUACUGACAAGAUGGUCCGAGACCUGAAUGACUUAAAGCCAGUAACACAGGGCCUUAAUUGAGUUGGAGAAAAUCACCCUGUGGCUUUACUUUAGUCUGUUUGCACUGACUGUAUUUUUAUAUUUAGAUCAUUAUUAGCUGUUACUUGAGAACAGCUACUCUUCCUGGAGUCCACACAAAACAAUUAUACACACAUACAGAAACGACUGUAGGGACAAUUGUUUUUACAGGCAACAUACCGUGAAUCUUAUGUGAAAGCAGUAUAACGCUGUUUUAAAAGUUACCCAUAUACCAACAAGGAGAAGAAAUACAAGAAAAAAGCUGCAGUAGCACUAGGGAAUUCUCUCAUUUAAAUCAAUGUGAAUGCAGUGUCUCCUAUCUUAGCGAGACACACUGCUGUAUGUAAUGGUUGAUGUGAGUAAAUUGUCAAAUGUGCUCUAUGCAUUUAUGGCUUAGAAAUACCUAUAUAGUUCCAACUUCUGAAACAUGAAACAGCAGGGCGCAGCUGUUAAAAGGAUUUGAAGAUGGCCCUAAACAAGCUACUUUACAUAGUAGCUUCAAACACUGUUUAAGAAAUAGUUUUCUUUACUAUGACCGAUGUAUGAUAGAUAAAGAGGUAGUACAUUACUGCCCCUGAUAGAUAUUUGCACCUUUGGUAAAGGAUACUCUUAUGAGAACUUUGUCUGGGCUGUGUGUAUAUGUGUUAAAGGAACUGAGAUCCAGGUAUAUCACAAAUCCCUAAUGAACUCAGUAAAAAAAAAAAAUCUUAAUUGAAAAGAUCGUAUGCAGGGUUCAGUCUGGUUUUAGACAGGAGCACAGCACCACAACUGGCAAAGGACAUAAAUGCACUUAAACAGAGCAGCACAAUGUUGAUUUAUCAAAGGCAUUUGAUUCAGUUGACCAUGAAUUGUUGCGAGCUAGGCUCAGUAACAGGGCAGUAAACAGUUCCUAAACCAAUAUGUAUAUGCUGAUAAUCACAAGUCUAGUGUUCUUAAGAUUAAUAGAGGUGUGCCCCAGGGUUUCAUUUCAGCUCCCGUGUUCUCAAUUUUUAUUAGUGAUCUGGGAAAUGGGAUGCAACCAGUAAGGUUGCAUCUAUAUAUAGAUAAUACAGUAAUAUAUUCAUGUACUCCCUCUGGUUCAGGCUGUUGAAGAGCUCAAGACUGCUUUUCAGUCACCAUAGGCCUCCCUUUAUGGUCUCAAACUGGUCUUGAAUGUACAAAAAACUAAAUUCAUGACCUUUACCAGAGCUAGCACUCAGCCAGAGAAGGUUAGCAUUGUCUGGUGGCUUAUUGUUAUGAAUUUUAUGAUUGACUAAAUGAUGUAUACAUUUAGCAUAGAACUAUAACUAACAGAAUUCUACCCUGUCAUUGUAUGAUUGUAUGACAUUUAUUAGAAUCAUACAUCUAUAAAUCUGAUGUGUGUAGUUUGUCAGAAUUAAAGAGCAGGACUUUUUGUUCCUUUUUAGUAUGUAAGCAGGAUGCAAGUGUGAGACAAUGUAUGAGAUAAGAGGAGCUAUCGACAGACGAGCUGUACUACUGUGUUCCUUUCAGGACAUUCUAUCCCCACCCAUGGAGGGGAGACCUUGGCCUUGUAGUAGAUUGUAUAACAGGUGGCAGACAAUGUAUGAGAAGGAGAAGACUUGUGAACUAUAUUGUCAUUGUUUCUGAAAGGAGGGACAUUUAUGAUGAAAUGUGAGGUAUAUAGACCAAUGUAUAGGAAAUGAUAGGCAGAACAUUCCCGUAAAUAAACAUUUGACUUUUGUA
Molecule: messenger RNA, 5477 nt
Organism: Salvelinus fontinalis (brook trout)
Lineage: Eukaryota; Metazoa; Chordata; Actinopteri; Salmoniformes; Salmonidae
Product: mitochondrial sodium/calcium exchanger protein-like
Exons: 15
Coding region: 1917-3668 (583 amino acids)
Biological process (GO): intracellular calcium ion homeostasis; calcium export from the mitochondrion
Cellular component (GO): membrane
Molecular function (GO): calcium:sodium antiporter activity
Source: RefSeq, a predicted model, not a curated record